Messenger RNA from Medicago truncatula (barrel medic), 676 nucleotides. Its product is annotated as probable glutathione S-transferase. Gene Ontology annotation, molecular function: glutathione transferase activity. Bases 5 to 676 code for a protein of 223 amino acids. NCBI's taxonomy places the organism in Eukaryota, Viridiplantae, Streptophyta, Magnoliopsida, Fabales, Fabaceae. Gene Ontology annotation, biological process: glutathione metabolic process. The record is from RefSeq and is a predicted model, not a curated record. Gene Ontology annotation, cellular component: cytoplasm. The transcript is spliced from 2 exons.
UACAAUGGCAACAAUUGUGAAGCUUUUGGGUUCUGUGGGAAGUCCAUUUGUGAUAAGAGUUCAAAUUGCUCUGAAAUUGAAGGGUAUUGAAUACAAAUAUGUGGAAGAAAAAUUAGGCCAUUUGAGUGAAACACUUCUCAGAUACAACCCUAUUUACAAGAUGGUUCCUGUUCUUGUUCACAAUGAGAAGCCCGUUUCAGAGUCUCGUGUGAUUCUUGAGUAUAUUGAUGAGACUUGGAAACAAAACCCUAUCUUGCCUUCUGAUCCUUACAAAAGAGCCUUGGAUCGCUUUUGGGCCAAGUUCCUAGAUGAGAAGUGUAUGGCUGCUGCAGUGAAAUCUCUUUUUAUCACUGAUGAGAAAGAACGCGAGAAGAGUCGUAAAGAAUUAUUCGAGGCUCUGCAGUUUCUUGAGAAUAAGCUGAAUGACAAGUUCUUUGGAGGAGAAGAGAUUGGUUUUGUGGAUAUUGCUGCUCUCUUCAUCCCAUUAUUCCAACAAGUAGCAGAGUUGCAGUUGGUCCCUGGUGACAAAUUUCCGAAGCUACACAAAUGGAGUCAAGAGUUUUACAACCAUCCAGUCGUCAAGGAAAUUAUGCCGACAAAAGAACAACAAUUUGGCUAUUUCAAAGCUCGCGCUGCAAGCAUUGCUGCUGCAAACAAUGCUGCUGCAUCAAAGUAG